This is a messenger RNA of Daldinia vernicosa, 1626 nucleotides long. RefSeq lists its product as uncharacterized. Bases 345 to 1232 code for a protein of 295 amino acids. The transcript is spliced from 3 exons. The record is from RefSeq and is a predicted model, not a curated record. NCBI's taxonomy places the organism in Eukaryota, Fungi, Ascomycota, Sordariomycetes, Xylariales, Hypoxylaceae.
CCCAGGAACCCAGUAACUUGUCCCACUGUAUAUUUAUUAGGGCUUUGGGGUUUUUCUCGUCUUUCCAGUAAAUCUCAGACCUCAUACCUCUUGAUCUGGUUAUACUUUUAAAAAGGCCAUUUUGGUAAGGCAGAGAGCGAAAGAAGCAUUAUCCAAGUUGUGCGGGCGGCGAGCUGUGCUUCCUGGUAUAUGUCUCGUCGUUUAGGAUCGGGAACUUUAAAAUCUACCUCUUAUCCCCACUUCGUUACCAUUUCGAGGCGAACUUUGCGUAGGAAUCGUUAGCAUAAGACUAUUCCGCUCUACUAGGUAGUGAAGAAAAUACGGCCAACUUUGUUCUUAGCACGAUGGGGACAAUCCGAGAUCUCCGCGCGGGCCGCUCGAAUCAACCCUGGGUUGAUUUUCUGGAUAACGAGAUCGCUACAACUGACUCGCAAACCGCCAGGCAUGCAAUCGUCAAAAUCUUCAGACGUUCCCUUUUUUCGGCGAGGGGGUGUCUACCUUCAGAUGCGGCUCUGCAGAUAGAUACUUACUAUGAAGAAACAUAUCUGGCGUCCAACCCGGCGCUGAAAGACCAGGAUGACAAAGGCAUGAUCGAAUUCCUUACCGGACUUUACGGAGUUGUCUCCGACUUGGUUUUAAUCAUACCCUACCACCACGGUUUACAAUACGCCAUCAUUGACUUACUCUUCGAACUUCGACAUCUACCGUCGAGGCAGAUCAAAAUUGAAAAUGAGGAUUACAUUGUCUACGAGCACGAACCCAUAAUCGAAAGGAUGAUGGGUCAGAAAUGGGAAAACCACUCCCCAAAAGAUGACACUAACCCAGAGGAGCUCGAGAGGAAGUGUGAAGAAUGGGUCAACAUUUCCGCCUUCAUUGCCCGCUGUAUCGAAGCUGGUUUCAACGACCAAUUCAAAGAGAAGUGUAAAUUCCCCUGCGUGGACAUUCCGAAAGCUCUCGAGGAGGACAACCCCCCUGGAGUUAGGCGUAGCUGCUUAAUAAGAGUGGCAGUGCAGUACAUCAUGAUAGCAGGCCACAAGAUAUGCCAGCAGAAGAUCGGAAAAGGCAAAACUGAAGAGCAACAAAUGUGGCUCGGAAAGUGGAAGAUCUGGGCAGAGAAGCUGCUCCAACUUGCCGAGCGAAAUGAGCUUGAGCCAGGCCUGACGUCCGAAGUGCGAGAGGCCCACGGGACCAUGGUGGCAUUGCAACCUCGCUUAUUCAAGUUUACACGUUAGAUAACGAGAUCGUACGAGGUGUUCGGGCGAGUUAUUCGCCUCGGGAAUUUUGGUAUCUUGGUGAGGUGGCCAGACCAUGAUUCACUAUUUUCAAUGUUUUCACGUCUCCUAGGUAUAUUUCCACUUGCAGCGUGGUUGCUUUAGGGGGCGUUUAUGUGCUAGAUUUCAAUUCCCCCUCAGUGGAUCAGAUUACGUUGGAUGGUUGGUACCAGGGGCUCGAGCUUUUGUUAGGAGGCGUUUUACGAGCGUCGUGUGUACUCGGAUUCUUUGCAGUGGCUUCCUUUAUUCGCGGGGGUCUUCACGUUACUGGGGUUUACUCGAUCUUUCUAUCUAGAUAGGUAGACAAUAGAUUGGGCGCGGAAGUAGGUAGAUCAACUUGAUACGUCGAAUUGAA